GCCAGUGACAGGGUAAACAAUUUGAAACGCGAUUAGUUGGGAUUGCGCCUCAGCAAUAUUUGGUCAGUGCCUCAGUCUGAAAACACACGACCAGCAGGGCAUUACGAUUCGUUUGCGGAAGUGCGACGCGGAAUUAGCUGUGACCUUUGGGAAACUGACCUUUUCUAAGGCAACUAGCGCCAGAGUCUGUCGUCUACUCUUGUGGCAGUUGCAGUGGCAGUGAGUGCAUUUCGAUUCGAGUAGCCAGAGACACAACACGUGCAGGAUGUAUCUGAAAGUGUUGGCUGUUCUGCUGUCUGCGGUGAGCGUGAGCUGUGCAGACAGCUUUGCCAGCGUUGAGAACGACCUACUGCACUUCUCGUACAAGCUGGAGCAGUAUCUGGACACCAGCAAGCUGCCGUGUCAGGACUUUUACGGCUAUGUCUGCAGUCAGAGCGCCAAUAUCAGCCAGACGGGGAAAGAUCGCUUCCAGACCUUCCUCAAGGUGGCCGACGAUGAGCAACUUAUGGACAUGGAGCUGCAGCUUGUUAAUUUCUUCAAGUCAUGCGAGAGUGCUCGCGGACCGGAUGCCUUGAAGAACUCGCAACUCUACAGGGCGAGCGGAGGCUGGCCUGCGAUGGAGACCACCAAGCCGAACGCCACUGCACGGAGGAACCAGACUCUAAGCUGGCUGGGCCUACUGGGCCACUUCCACGAAAUGGGGUCACCCUACUUCUUCAAUGCAGAGCUCACAAUGCAGUCCAACAAGAGGCUGGUUGUGCUUCGGCCGGACAUCACCCGACGGCACACCAUGAGGAAGUUUGAGCAGCGGGUUGGCGAGCUUCUUCAGAGCUUUGGUAUCGAGCAGAGUCGGGCUCAUGUGGCCGCUCUCGAAGUGCUCAGCCUGGAGCGCAGCCGCCGGGAAAUUGUCAAGGCGGACCAUAUAGAGGAUGAGGUGCAGUUCAGCUAUGGGAACUUCAAGCGCAGUGCUUUCGGUAAUGCCUCCUUGGCCAGACUCGACUGGGACGGCUACUUCAGGAAGCUGCUGGGCGGAAAAACGCCACAGGCCACCGACACAAUCGUAGUGAAGCAGCUGCCACGGCUCGUCAACUACUUCGUGCUGCUGCAGAACACUAGCAUGAACCGUAUUCUCAACUGGAUCUGGACGGACUACCUGAUGGAUAUUGUGGACUCCGACUGCCACCAGCUGGCGGAGACGUACGCCGGAGACAUAUAUGCCCAUGUUGUGCAGAGAGUCAGUGCGGACAGGGUGGAGCUCACCCAGAUGUAUUCGGCGGUGGGAAAGGCCUACACGGAGCAGCUCGCGAAGAGUGUGUGGGUCGACGAAAUCUCUCAGCAGAGCUCUAAACAGUUCCUAGGCCGGAUCAUGCACCUAACCCUUAACGGAGACGAACGCCUGGACGCCAUCUACCACGACAUUGUGCUGGGACGGCGCAGCUUUUACCGAAAUCUCGAGAAGCUGCGGCGCUUCCAGCGCAAACGUCGGCAACCGUCCCAGGCGAGCCUGCAGUUGCGCCAGUACGCACAGAUAUUUGACAGCGUCAACGCCCUGCUGGGAAAGCAAAAUCUGAGCUCUCCGCUGAACCACUUGCUGGUUGCGGAGUACUUUGCCAGGAGCCUGGUGGCAGCGGGAAGCAACAGCCGUACUCCAGGAGCCUGGCGCAGUACGGACUCGGAGCGAAGGUUCAACGCGUUUCAGAACUGCAGCGGAGUCCCUGCCACAAUGGUGAACCCGAACGAACUGCUCCUGGGUCUGCUGGCCCAGCGACAGGCCCUCAGCUGCUUCAAGGAGUGGCUCAGGCAGCCUGCGAGGAUUCCGCUGCAGGAGCGGAUAGACUCUCUUCUCGGUGUUGGGCGGAUGAAAUUGUCCCUGAUCCGGCUCUACUUCAUCGGAAGUCUACUUGUGGACUGUCGCUAUGAGCUGGGUCCACUGCAGCAGGAGCGCAAGCGGCAAUUGGUGCACGCCGUUAUGCGGAACUCACGCGAAUUCGGCGAUGCCUUCCAUUGCCAUUCCGGCGAUGCUCUCGCCGGACAGUACCAGCACUGCAAUCUUCUGUAGGCUCAGGAAUCGGAAAGGACACCGGGGCUGCACUGGAUGUCGGUCGGACCUUGAACUUUUCAGGCUGCUCUCUGGCUCACGGAAUAAAAUCGAUAAAAAUGUGGCACUCCACGGAACUAAGCCGUCACAUGGUCGGACGGUUCCGCGCCUGCCUACGGCGACCCCUUUGCUUUGAAUCGAUUGAUUUUCCGAGCUGCUUUCCAUCUGCUCUGGUUCUUCUCUCUCCCUCGGCAGAGGCAGCUUCGCAUAUGUUUACACUUAGGUUAGGUUACGUAUGAGCUUAUCGUAAGGCAUAGAAGGGAAACGAAAAAAUAAACGAAAGUUGUGGCAAAGACUUA
Molecule: messenger RNA, 2397 nt
Organism: Drosophila guanche
Lineage: Eukaryota; Metazoa; Arthropoda; Insecta; Diptera; Drosophilidae
Gene: Nepl11
Exons: 2
Coding region: 266-2059 (597 amino acids)
Biological process (GO): protein processing
Cellular component (GO): plasma membrane
Molecular function (GO): metalloendopeptidase activity
Source: RefSeq, a predicted model, not a curated record